UUUUUUUAAUUACAGAAAUGUAGAUGAAACCACAUGGACUCGAUGGAAAUGUCUUUUUGAUUUCAUUCUGAAGGCACAUCCAAGGCAUUAAAAAACAAUUGGAAAACAUUAAAGCAUUGAGUUUAAACUAUUAUAAGAAAUUCUUUACUAUUAAAUUGUGAAAUAUCAAAACAACACCAGUAUUAUACGGUAAUUCAUAAUUUAAAUAAUAUAUUUUAAUUAAUAACAUUGUGUAUGUGCACAUCAAAGUUUACAAAAAGUUGUUAUUCUUGUAAAUGUAUACCCUCAAACCUGUUUGCCUCCUUGGCUGUUUCUACAAUUAAAUGCAGUGUCGCUUGGAGGAAACACUGAAAUGCGAGACUUAGUGUUAAUCUCACAUUCACGAGUGAUGUAAUGUCUCAUUCCUGCACGAGAGACCACGGGCAUUUCUAGUAUUUUUAAGCGGUCAGUCAGACAGAGGACGCGUCGUGGGGUCUCAAAUAAAUCUGAAGCACAUAUUUCGAUUUCCUCACUACACACCAAACUACUGACUUCAUUUCUACAGAACGUCAGGCAAUGGACUUCCCUUUUUUAACACAGAAUGGAUAUGUUCGCGAGUGAUCAGAAGGAAACGGCCAGUCAGUCGGUCAAACACGUUUCCAGCUCAAUAUCAUCAUCAGACACAGGGACACACACCACACCAAACACUGACUGAAUUCCGCUCUACUCGACAGAACUUAAGGAAAUAGACUUACUUCUACCAGAAUGGAUAUGAUGGCGAGUGAUCAGAAGAUGUUGGUGGGGCCACUGCCAGCAGGAAAGGGUGCAGCAUGUCUGACAUGUAAAGGGAUCUGCUCUGGAUUCCAGCCACAUUCCUGGAGAAAAGCUUGCGUACAGUGCCACUGCAGUCAGGAGGAGCAUGUGUCUAGCUCCGACAGCGAAGACGACCGCAAGGUGGGAAGAUUGCUGGAAGAGUCCCACUAUGCCCAUCUCACAGCUAAGGUUAAGGGAGGAGACGGCAUGAGGGUCUAUAAACGCAACCGCAUGAUUGUCACCAACCCAGUGGUCUCCCGUAAAGACCCAACAUUUAGCACAGUCACCUAUGACUGGGUCCCACCAGGCCUCACCCAGAAACUGGUAAGAGAACCAUAAAAGUUAAAAUAAAUCAAUGCAUCCUAAAUAUUUAGUAGUUUUAGUUAGUUAUUAUGGUUAUGGUCAGGCAGUGGUGCUAGCUGUUGUGUGAAAUGAAAGUAGUUUUUUGUUUUGGUGACAUGCUACUGAUGAGUCCAGAAGAGCUAUUGAUGGUACCAGUAAUGAGCAAGACAACCAGAGUUUAGUUGGGAAAUAUUCCUGGUGGUUCUGGUGAGUAGCUAGUGAAAUAAAGCAAUACGCACCACGAAGCUGUGGUUUACAGCUAAGAGGCGUUGCUCCGCUCCGCGUCAUUUCUAAAACACCCUUAGCUGUUAUAAAUUCACUGUAAACCACGGUUUCACGGGGCUUAUUGCAUUUUUAAAACGGUUAUUCCAUAUAUACAAAUAUUAAAGCAAAUAAUUGGUGGUUGUGCAGUGAUACAUAAAACCGUUGGGUGAAGCAGUCAUAGCCAUGUUUUAUCGUGAAUAAGACACAGCUAUUGACCAAUCAGAAUCUUAAUUGCGCUGAAAAAAUUGUGCUGAAAAGGCAUGGACAGUUAUUUUGCAACUGACCAUAUAGCAUUUGCAUUUGUAGGAGUUUCCCUUUCAAAUGGAAAAUUUAUGGGUGGAGAGUUUUUAAAUAUCACACAGUGUAAUUUACUAAGGUUUGCGCUAGUCAAUUUACUAGUAUUUGUGCCAUUAUUUAACUCCCCAAAAAGCAUGUCUUAUAGUCCAGGUGAUAUGUGAAAAAAAUGUUCACUUUUUCAUAAAAGCAUGAAAUUUGGUACACUUGUACAGUUUGGGGCCCUGAACAUUUUCAGAAAUGGAGCCAUCACAAAAACGCCCUAUGGCAGGAUAUGUAGGGCUGGACAAUGAGCCAAAUUUCUAAUCGUGAUUACAAUUACGGAUGCCACAAUUCUUUUCUAUAGGUUAUUGUUUUAAUUUUAGUUUUGUUAUAACAUUAUUACACCAUAUAUUUUUACUUUUUGUAUUUAAAAAAGAAACCAAACCAAUGACAUUUGAGGCUUAAUGCUAUAGAAAAGUAAAAGUUUUUCAGGAAGAGUUUUUUCAGCUUGUUUAUUUUCAUAUAAAAAUAUGUCAUAUAUGGCAUGCAGUUGCUUCAAACAAUUGUAUAAAGCUAUUCAAAACAUAAUUCAGUGUAAACUGUGAUAAUCGUAAUUAAUAAUUAUAAUUACAAUUUCAAGGAAAUGAUCGACAAUUAUUUUUGUCAUAACCAUAGAGCCCUAGUAGUGAGUAUGGCCCCCACGUGCCUGUGUGCACUUAUGACAACAUCUGGGCAUGCUUCUGAUUAGAUGAUGGAUGGUGUCCUGAGGGAUCUCCUCCCAGACCUAGAUCAGACCUUUGGAUGCUCCAAUACAUAAUGUCCAAGAGGUUUUCAAUUGGAUUCAGGUCUGCGGAACGUGAGGGCCAGUCAAUUGCAUCAAUACAUUUGUCAUCAAAAAACUGCCUACACACUAGCCAAAUGAAGCCAGGCAUUAUCAUGCACCUGUUGUCACUUUUUAUUUGCACCAAAGCAGGUGAAACUGAUUCACAAUCACUUAUACUUCCUAAGUGGACAGAUUGAUAUCCCUGAAGUUUAAUUGACUGUUUAAUUUUUAAGCUUAAUUAUACUGUGAUGAUUGAGUGUUCCCUUCAUUUUUUUUUUUUUUUGAGCAAUGUAUUUCAGAAACAUGUUUGAUUGUUUUGUUGUUGAACCUAUUCUUCAAUAGCCCCUUUUCCACUGUUGGUUCAGUACGAGCCAGGGCUAACAACAUGGCGUGCUGGGCCAAUAGCCUCGGACCUCAAACACUGAGGCCAAAAUCAAGUUGCAUUUCCUCUGUUGGGCCAGUAGCCCCACAGCACUUCCCUAAAACCCACCCUUAACACACCUCCACACAACCUCACCAUUUCACCAGCUGAAUGAAAACUAGCUAGAUUGCAAAAUGAGCAUGACAGAA
This is a messenger RNA of Megalobrama amblycephala (Wuchang bream), 3067 nucleotides long. RefSeq names its product LIM and cysteine-rich domains 1 (gene lmcd1). Gene Ontology annotation, molecular function: zinc ion binding. Bases 745 to 1131 code for a protein of 128 amino acids. The transcript has 4 exons. The record is from RefSeq and is a predicted model, not a curated record. NCBI's taxonomy places the organism in Eukaryota, Metazoa, Chordata, Actinopteri, Cypriniformes, Xenocyprididae.